This is a messenger RNA of Spinacia oleracea (spinach), 2358 nucleotides long. RefSeq names its product rop guanine nucleotide exchange factor 7. Bases 340 to 2157 code for a protein of 605 amino acids. The transcript is spliced from 7 exons. Lineage: Eukaryota; Viridiplantae; Streptophyta; Magnoliopsida; Caryophyllales; Amaranthaceae. The record is from RefSeq and is a predicted model, not a curated record. Gene Ontology annotation, molecular function: guanyl-nucleotide exchange factor activity.
AAAAGGUGGGAAGAGAGAGAUAACAGUGAAAGAGAGACGUUGGGAGUUCUUAGCAUUUAGCUCCAUUUUUACAGUUAUUCCUUCAAUUUUCAAAUCAAAUUUCACAACAAGUGCAAAAGAUAGUAACAAAGAUUCUUAAAGAUCAUAUUUUUAAGGCCCACUCUUUCCUCCUUUAGUAAAAAUCCCCAGCUUAAUAUAAAGCUUUCACUCUUCCCCAUUCAAAAGCUCUGAUGUUUCUUCAGGAUUCAAACUUUAAUUUUUGGGUUUCAAAUUCUUCUUGAAAUUUUACCUUAAUUUACACUUGGGGAAAUCUAAAAAUCCGAAAAUUGAAGCUUUUUGAUGAUGGGCACCUCGUUUAGGAAAGAUGAUGGUCUGGUUUUGACUACUGAGUCAACUGGGUUAGCCACCGACUCAGUCACCGAGUCAAGUACUGAGCGUAGAAGAAGCAGGGACAGUGUCUCUGAUAGUAGACCAAGUUCUGAAGUACUUACUAAUUUAGGAAAUAAAUCCUCAGCUUCUCCUCCUCUUUUGGGGUGGCCUAUUAAAAAAGCUGCAAUUCCCAGAAAACCCAUUGUUUCCGGGUCACAAAAGCCCGUUUUAGCUGACGAUUCUGAGCUCAAGAAGCAUAAUUUUAACAUUUCUGAGAUGGAGAUGAUGAAAGAGAGGUUUGCAAAGCUGUUGCUUGGAGAAGAUAUGUCAGGAAGUGGGAAAGGGGUUUCUACUGCAUUAGCUGUUUCCAAUGCAAUUACUAAUUUAUGCGCUACAAUAUUCGGGCAAUUAUGGAGGCUAGAGCCGUUGCCCAUCGAAAAGAAAUCGAUGUGGCGAAGAGAGAUGGAGUGGCUGCUAUGUGUUGGUGAUCACAUUGUUGAGUUGAUACCAACUUGGCAGACUUUUCCUGAUGGGAAAAAGCUGGAGAUUAUGACUUGCAGACCUCGGACAGAUAUCUUCAUUAAUCUUCCGGCUCUUCGCAAGCUUGACAAUAUGCUCAUUGAUAUACUGGGUAGUUUCUGCAAGACAGACUUUUGGUAUGUUGAUCAAGGAAUUGUAGCCUCAGAUUCAGAUGGCUCAUCUUCUUUCCGAAAAACAUUACAUAGGCAAGAGGAGAAGUGGUGGCUACCGGUACCUCGGGUACCUGCAGGUGGCCUACAAGAGAAUUCUAGGAAGCAGCUUGAUCAUAAACGUGAAUGCACCCACCAAAUACUCAAAGCAGCCAUGUCUAUCAACAGCAUGGUUUUAGCUGAAAUGGAUGUUCCUGAAUCCUUCUUGGAAACCCUUCCAAAGAAUGGAAGAGCAUGCCUAGGAGACAUGAUAUACCGGUAUAUCACAUCAGACCACUUCUCUCCUGAUUGUUUGCUUGAUUGCCUCGACCUAUCAUCUGAGCAUGUUGCUCUUGAAAUAGCAAAUCGUGUGGAAGCAGCUAUAUAUGUCUGGAGACGAAGACACCAUCCAAAACCCGUUACUAAUAAUCCCAAUCGAACCACCACAAAAUCAUCAUGGGGAAUGGUCAAGGAUCUAAUGGCUGAUGGAGGAGAUAAAAGAGAGCUCCUCGCUGAAAGAGCUGAAAGGUUGUUGCUAUGCUUGAAGCAGCGGUUCCCUGGCCUCACACAAACUUCUCUAGAUACUAGUAAAAUCCAGUUCAACAAGGACAUAGGAAAAUCCAUUCUGGAAAGCUACUCAAGAGUUUUGGAGAGCUUGGCUUUUAACAUCGUGGCACGCAUAGAUGAUCUGCUAUAUGUUGAUGACUUAACAAAACAUACAGAUAAGUUAUCCUCAGCACCGAAUGUGAGUGUCAUGGCUCAUAAGAAGGUUUCAAUACCACAUUCCGUGCCUUCCUCGUGCACACCAUAUGGAUCAUCUAUUAACACUCCGAGCUUCUCACCUGCACAUCUAAUCAGCCCAGCAAGGGGUGUAGACAGAACUCCUUUUGUUAACCGCGAGAUUAGUAAGCCUCACAAGCGCGGUAUUGGGGUUAAGAGAGUACUCACUAACUACCUAGGUGGUGAGUUAAAGCCAAAGAGUUCUGCAAACCAAAUAGAAGCUAGUCUUCCUGCAACAAAGUCAAGUAUUGGGUCACCUGCAUCAUCUCUUGAUGAUGCAGAGAACAUUGAUCCUCAGAGAGUCUCGAUAACCCACCAGAAACCAAGCAGAUUUCGAUGAAAUCUACAAAAGGUUUCUUGUUUAACUGACACAUAGUGAUCAUAUUUAAAAUAUUUUCAGGAUUUUUUUGUUUUUUUUGAUUGGGAGGUUUUAGGAUACUGUCAUGUUGUUUGUAGUUCCCUUGUGUGUUGAAUUUAUUUGUCCAAAAUAUGUAUCUAUGUAGAGUUCAUAUUGAGAAUAUAAAGAUCUUUUGCUUGUUCA